AGUGUAUUUUCAAACGCCGUGACGUUGUUACCCGGUCUGCUAUUUCAAAUUUGUGCGCGAAAAUACGGAAAAUAGAAACGUGAAGCCGGUGUGUGAUGCUCGUGAAUAUUUUCGAGGCGCUCCACAUUGAUUAUAGUUCACUUUUAAAUUUCGGAAAAUAAGGUGCUUGAAAGGAAGUGACCUCUUGGAUAAUUUUGACCUUCUUAUCUCCAAAGAUACCAGUCAGACGAUUAGAAAAAGAAUGAAUUUUGUUUUUUGUUAUUCUAUUGGAAAAUGUGUGUUGUAAUUAUAGUGUUGUGUACAAUGCAAAUUUGAUUGUGUGCCAAAAGAGAGAGUGGAUUUUUGUUUGAAAAUUGUGCGAUACGGAUAUUUUCUAUUUACCAUGGAACUUAAAGUAUUGUGUUGUGUUAUAAUUGUUAUUCAAGGAGUAGUUUCUCUACAUCUCGUUGACUUGAGGAUACCGAGUCACGCAGUUCGGAAUCAGAGUGCGAAACUCGAGUGUCAUUUUGAACUGGACGGCGAAACGCUUUACUCUGUCAAGUGGUAUAAAGACGGAAACGAGUUUUAUCGUUAUGUCCCGCGAGACAUGCCUCCUACUCAGACUUUUCCGCUUCCUGGAGUUUCAGUCGAUAUGCACAAUUCGACAGAAAGUGUUGUUGUUUUGUCAUCAGUUCAAUUAUCAUCCACUGGUUUGUACAGAUGCGAAGUAUCCGGCGAAGCUCCUUUCUUUGAAACUGUAACCGAUCAUCAAAAAAUGACAGUUGUUGCUCUUCCAGAGGAAGGUCCAAAAAUAACAGGUGGACGUCCUCGCUAUCAAGUAGGCGACACCGUUCGUGUGAAUUGCACAUCAGGAAAAUCAAAACCAGCGGCGCAGCUCAAUUGGAUGAUAAACGGGGAACCAGCGGAUCCAAAAUUUUUGAUAGGACCUGAAAUAAUAGUUUUAGGUCGAGAAGGUCUGGAAUCGUCUGUUUUGGGUCUGGAAUUCGUUGUACGACACAAGCACUUCAAAAGAGGAAACAUGAAGUUGAAAUGUUUGGCAACAAUAGCCACACUUUAUCUCGUAAGUAACGAGGAAAGCGUUGAAGGAGAGAGGCCUCAAAAAGCCUCGGUGUUAGAAAGUCGAGGGACUGCAGCUCCUUCUGGAUCCAGAGCCGACAGGGUGCAAGCUACCUCCAGUCAACGAGCGUACUUUUUAAACGCAAUGCUGCUGACACUUUGCUCUAUUUCGGUAUACAUGUCUUCUUUAUCUUUGAGAUAAUUUUUCAGUCAUUUACACAAUGUGACGACGUUGAUCGUUUACGAAAAUAAAAACGCCAAAGACACUGAAAUUGUGAGUAAGAGAGUUUUUUGAUUAUUCGCUUUGAACAUUCCCUUUGUAAAUUUUCAGUUUGUUCCUUUCAUCAGUGUAGUUUCAUAUGGCACUAAAUUGUUUCCAUUGUAACAUUUUUUCUAUGUGAGAACGUACGAAAUCAUUUUUUCCAAACAACAUAAAAAAUAAACACAAACUGUUCAUUAAAUAAAAACUUUAAUUGGAAUACUAUCAUACAAUAUGUCAUCAUUUUCAGUUCUAUAACCUCUUUAUAUUGAGACAACGAUUAUAUAAGCCAUGUUUUUAGCUAUUUUCACAUUUUUUAGUUUUAUUGGUGGAAGAAAAUUCGACAUAAUGAAUAAUUCUUUGAAAAAAUCGUUUGUGAAUAUUUCAAAAGAAUUCAAAGAAUCUUUCACUGCACAAACAACGAUUUUAUAAGGCGGUCUAAUUUAAAAAUUUCAUGGAACCUAUCAAAAACUUAUUUUUGGAAUUAUAUUGUAAUCGGCUUCCGGAACUAGGUCACUAGACUUACAAGAAAAAGUACACGUAGUUAUUUUUUUAUCUAAAUUGAUAUAUUUUAAGGAAAGAAACGGAUACAAUUUGCCUCUUUGGCAUCCAAUUUUUUGUCACAAUUUAACAAUUAGUCCAUCCAUUAUUACGUUACGCAGAUAAUACGUUGGUCAUAAUACAUUAUAAUAAAAAUAUAAUGAAUGGAGUGAAACUAUUUACUAUUUAUAAACCACGUAUUUUUUUACCGAUAACAUCAAAAACAUUAACAUUUCAUGAUGUAUGCACUUCAUCUAAAAGACCUAUGAUGUUAUUAAAUGAAAAAACAACAAAGCAUUACAGCAAAUGUUCAAAAGUAUUUCCCACAGAUUCUAUACUAAACUACAAAACGCGAUACAAGCUACAACGCGAAUGCGUUUUUCGAACCCACAGAUCGUGUUUGAUAAACCAAACCUUAUCAAACAGAAAUAUUUCUGGUGACCUGGGAGGCCAAGCUGUUUAUGAGAAGUAACUUUAUUCUAUUGUUAGAGAGUUGUAUUUAGUUGUGCCAAAGGAAUGUCUUCCAUGAAUUCAGGGGAUUUAUGUAAAGGAAAAUGUGAAUAUCUUUCUCAUUUUCACAAUUUCAAUGAGCCCAAUGUGAAUUUUUGUUUAGCCAAUAAAGCACAUCAAAAGUAUUUACCAUAUUAUUGUUAAGAAAGCGGCUUCCUGCCUCCAUAUAAUUUAAUAAAAUUAUAGACAAUAUCCACAUUAGGGAAAUAAAAUCCAAUCAAUACGAUUUAGUCUUUGAACCGAAUUAAUUUUGUUCUUUAGUCUUCAUGUACUUUUGGUUUCCGUUCCGUUUUCAUCAGCUAUUUUUUAUAAAAUAUGGUGGUUUAAACCAAUAUAUACAUGGAAAUCAAAAUAGUAUCUCACAAGAUUUAGGUGUGUUGUAUAAGAGGCACCAUGUCAGCUACCUGACGACGUUAGAUAAACUGACCUGAGCAUUUUUCUAACAUAUCCAUCAGAAACAAGCAGUAUGUAAAUUUAUUCGUCUCAAAUCGAUGUAAACGGCAUUGUAGAUACUUAUAUCUAUUAUUUUUCAAUUGAUAUUUGUCGAUAGUGGAUACUGUUGAAUUACUGUUAUCAAUUAUAUGACUAUCUCUUGACAAUUUUUAUCAACAGGAAUGUAGGCACUUUUUAUUUUCAUAAUUCAGUAGAGUAGAAACACCACUAAAUGUUUUUGAUGUUAUGGUUGAAAAUAUAAUAAAAGGUAUGUCAUAUGUUUAUAUUCAAAAUAGAAUAACACGCAAUUUUUAAUAAGUGAUAGAUACCUAUCUCAUUCUCACAAUCACCUUUUAUCCACAAUUUGUGACUUACCAUCCAAAAGUGAUAAAGAAAACUUUAUCAUGCAAGUGAGUAAACGAAAAAUUACAAUCUUAAAUCGUCUCAUUAAACUUAUGUAAUAAUUAUAUUCUCGUCAAUAAUAAUGAACAUUUUGUUAUUUACUACAUUCUUAGACUAUUUAACACAAAUUAACAAAACAUUCUUUCCAAGAAUACUUUGAAAUAGUAUCCAUGAUAACUCAAGUCUGCGUAAUGUCUACAACGAAAACUUUUUGGAACGACAGCAAACCAUGAAAGGCAACGCUUUUCAAAACUAAGAGAAUUCCUUGGCAUUCCAUGAAGUUUUUGGUUUGAGUCAUAAAUAUCUUGUUUGAGUUGAGUUUAUAAUAGAAAUUUCUAUUUCAUCAUUAUUCUCGCUUUUUGUUUUCCGAUUCAUCAAUUUUAAAUUAUACAGUGCUGGCCAAAGCUACGAUAAAGUGGCUACUCACAUUUCUUCUAGUCAGAUCACGUUAUCACUAUCCUGUGGUAUCACAGUAGAAGAAACAAAAGUGACUGACGUAAAUUUUGAGCCCGCGGUCAUACCAAUUACAGCUCCCGUAUAUUAUAUUUCACUUUAGGUACGGCUCUUCAGCUAUUAAUAGCAGAUAAUAGUGAUAAAGUAAAUUCAUCAGAGAGUAAGUAGAAAGACCACAAUGAUACUGAUCCGUCUUGUGAAUCGGAUAGUGUCAGUAAGAUUUCUUCUUUGAUACAACAUCCUUGUACGUACCAUACUUCGUGGAAAAGAUAAGCUCAAACGAUUAUCGUUAAGCCCAAGGUCACCAAGUCGAAAGGAACAUAGACGUUAGACCUGGAGCUACAAGCCACAAGCAUAUGUAAGAAUGAAUUAGAUAUCUUUAUGUUGCUUUUCGUCUUCCAUUACGGAUGAUAUGGUAAAUCUAUACCAAUGUUGAAAUUAUAAUAAAAUCUGUAUAUACAAGAAUAUAUUUGCUACUCAGAGAUCAUCAAUUGCUAUUAAGACUAGAGCUUAUAUUGGGAUUCUCACGUUAACUGAAGUUAUAGAGGUUAACCAUUUGCUAUCAAAGGAGAUAUUUGCUACUACUUCAAACUAGCCCGCACGAUUCUAUUACACAAAUUUUGACGUAGUAGGUCCAGCUUGACUCUUGAGAACAAAGAAAGAAAAGCUGCUGGUUGCGUAAUAUCACAGACAUGAGAAACAUUUGUGUCAUAUGGCCGCUAGCAAAGGGAAUUAUGACAAAAGUAGUUGCUACAAGUGCAUUACCAAACACAAACAUUAUGAGGCAUACCAAUGUCAAAAAAUUUAUAGUUUUUCACCAAGAUGUUAACUUUUCAUUGAUUCUAUGUAUGAAUAUAUACUUUUCGAUUUUUUCUCAAAGCAUUUUGAUUUAUUUGGAUGGGAUUCAUAAAAAAGCUGAUUAUGUUAUAAAUGAGUGAUUGAAUUGAUAAUAAGAUUACAUUUGUGUUGAUGAAUUAUUUUAAUUCGAGUGCAGUCGCGUUAUUUCGUGAUACGAAUUAACAUAAAAAAUUCAGAUUAUAAUUAUUUCUCUCUAGACUAUAUUUGAAGGCAAAAAUUUAUUGCAGUAGUUGAAUAAAUAUAUAAUUUAUUAGAAAAUAUAAAACAGACGAUCAAAAAAAUCAGAAUGUGAAAUUAUAUAAUGUGCUUUUAAAACUAAUAACAAAAAAAUAAAUCUUAUGUAAAUUUCGACAGUGUACCAAGCAGAAUACUGCUGAUUAAUAUGUUCAAACAAUUGACUUAUUGGAGUCAGAUUAUCAAUUUUUCUACUUCCUCCUCUGGCGAAAAAUUCAGCAGCAGUUCCAUCACUACUCCAAAAGUUAAACGUAUGUAAAUGAUGACUUCUGAGGACACCUGUAAAAAACACCAAUAAACGUAUUUAUUUUAACAUAAUCUGUGGAAAGAGGAUUCCGUUCGCAUAUAUGCAUCUUUUUUAGUUUUUGAUUUGCCAAUAAUUUCAUCGGUGCAAAAUAAUUUCCAGCAAUCCCAAAUUGUGGUGGCAAUUUCAGCAAUUGAUCAAACCAACUCUGUUAUAAUAUUUCCUUGUGCUGUUUUCAAUUUCAGCCCAUAUGAUCUACGUUUUAGCCAUUCUUACCAACCAUUAUUGUUACUCUACCAGCCAUAUUGGCAAAAUUCAAAAUUUCUAAUUUGACUGUUCACUAUCGGUAUUUUCAUUUACAUGAUUUGAAGGAGCUUCGUCAAAAUCACUAUCCCAAUCCACUGCUUCUUCACAACUAGAAAUUUCCUCAAACCAUUUUAGCUGCUCUGCCAUUUUAGAAUCCAUAUUCUCUAAAUAAAACCAUACGGAAAGAAGAUAUAUGGAAAUAAAACCCGAAUAGUAAUAACAUAACUUAUUUCACGAUACUUCGCGCUGGAGAAUUUGGUCGCGUUGUUAGAAUAUUUCUAACAAAAGAUAAUACGUUAAUGAUCGAGUAUUAGAUUUAAUCUAACCAAAAUCAGCACCUCACUGCGGACAACGCUGAACUGAAAGGCGUUGUACGUACUCAUGGUUAACACUGGACUUGAGACACUUAACUGCGGCAGAUCCAUAUUGCAAAAUUUUUGGAAGACAUUUUUAGGAUAAUCAUAAGCUGUUAAAUUUUUGCUAACAACGCCACCGCUCCAUGUUUAUUGUAAAAUGAUAUAAAAGAAAUUAUUACUUCAUUAAACUACUAAACAGCGUAGUCGGAACGACGAUGUUUAACAAUAAGCGUUGAAAAAUGAUAUUUGUGUUUUAGGGUUAAAAUGCUCUCUGGUUUUGUAGUGCAAUAUAUUAUUGGAUCCAUCCCUGUAUUGUAAUCAUUUUAUGUAAUUUAUAUGAAAAUCAUGUAUUUAAACAUCCUCUUUGUUUCGUAGUCUCUUUGAUCUGUUAAUGAAACAUCCAACUAAUACAUAUUCAAAGCUCAUGAAAAAUUCAAUUACAAAAAAAGAUUCACAAAUUUUGAUAUACGAUGACUUAACAUCAAAUGUACUUUGAUUACCAAAAGCUUUGUGUAAUAAUAAUAACAAUAAUACAUAGAUUAACAAUUUGAACAGUUGGUAUUUCCUUUUGUUUCGAAUGCUAAAUGAUUUUUUAUUGAGGUCGAUAAAUCAGGUGGUUUAGAAAAAAAAUGGGGUUAAGGAAAAUUUUUCAAAGGAAUACUAAAGCAGAGAGAUAUUCCUUUGUACUGAAAAUAUGAUUUACGUAUAAUGACUUCUAGCAUUUCCAUGUUCAUAACGACUAUCAAAGAGAAAAUAUAUUUUCUUAUAUUCUUUGGUGAACAGUAUUUCUUAUAACAUAGAAUAGAAACGUGUCAAGUUAUUGAUCCAUAUUUAAUAAGAAAAAUUUUGUGUCCUUAUGCUAGUUACUUGUGUAAUUUUCACAGUGAUUCAAUCAAGAAAAACUGAAGAUUUGAUUUCGUACUUCAAAAUUUCGCAAUUUUGUAUAUAUCUACAUCCUUGAAUGUUUAAAACAAUCAUACUUACUACUAGUCGUCAUCCUUUUGAAGGCAAAUAAUGUUAAUGUUCCUUUUCUAUGCGUAUGUUCACUUUCAACUUAACUGAUUAAAGACGCUUCACAUGGUGCAUGCAAUUUCAUGCAGGGUCAAAAUAUUGCAUAGAUGAAUAUUGCAUCCUGCUUAAUAUUCUGCAACUCUCUUUUCAUUGCUUUAUGGCUUCCACUAACAUAAUUUCUAUCAGUAAAAGAAAACUAUGUAAGUAACGAAGUGAAUAAGUCAUCAGUGAAUCGCUGUCAACAAUUAUACAGCUACUGUGUUAUUUUUGGAGCCUGAUAGACAGGUUGGUUGUUAAGCCAAAAGAUUUCUCACUAAAAUUGCAACUAGCACACAAUAAAAAUGACACCAAACCGAUAAUAAAAGUGUGAGAUCUUGCAUAAAUUAUUCAACAGCUGAACUUCAUCUGCGUAUGUUUUUAAUCAAGAAAUAUUGCGCCUUUCAUUACAUGUUGUAUUGCAUCAUGUCCAGCGGCAUUUAGCUGAACUUCAUCUGCGUAUGCUUUUGAUCAAGAAAUAAUACGUCUUGCAUUGCUUUGCACAUUGUCUUGCAUCAUGUCAAGCGACCUUAACUAUAUUAUUCAAUGUGCUUCAGAUUAAGUUACAUUCUAUAUCAUAAUUACAAAUAUUUAAUUUUCAAUAUGAAAGUGGAUACCUUUGAUUUCAUAACGCAAAGGACAUAAAACUUGAUCGUAUAAUUUUUAUCAUAGUUAUAAGAAGAGAGAAUUAAUGUAUACAUAGAAUAUGUUAUAGUGUAAUUGAUUGCAUACCGUUUUGAAAUAUUCAAAUUUGAUACUCCAAUUUGGGUCUUUGUGUGUAAUAAUUGAUGUUUUAGUUCUCCAAUUUACAAUUGCAAAAGUUCAUAAGCUGCAUCGUUGUUGUUAUUCAUAUCAUAAAUUUUAUUAUAAUAUUGAAAUGUUUUCAAUAAAUUGGAAAAUAAGCUAUAGACGACAAAGUUAAUAUUAUAGUCUAACAUGACAACCUGACUAAUGCAUCGAGAAGCAUUUACGCACAUCCGCGAUUUGUUAUAUCUUGAUUGAAUAGGAAUUUAAAUUAAUGACAAUCAGUAUGAAAAAUAAGAUGAACUCCAAAAAAUGAUUUCAAUUUCUUAUAGCAAAAUGUGAGAAUAGUUAGCCUAACUUAGAAAUUAUAUUUAAAUAAUCUUAUCCACAGAUUUAGAAUUGUCGUUUAUUCAAGAAUAAAUCUUAUAGAACUUACAAAUUAUGAACAAAUAAAAUUAUUCCACCAAUGGUAUUUUACCAUCUCAGUAGUGUGCUGCUAGUGUGCUUUACCAUUUUAUUUACUGAGAAAAGGUAUUUUAGCAAAAAAGUCAUUUCGUUUUGCACAUAAAAACACUACAUUUGUCACAAAAAUCAACAAACGAGCAUUUGAAACAACCUACAACGUCAGGUUUUGUGAUUCGUCAAUACACCUCCCUAUAACCAGUGAAAUAUUUGUUACCGUCGUCCAUAUAUCAGUGAUUUUGAAUCCUCAUCCAAAGUUGGAAGCUUAGUUGGGUUUUCAUUAGAACAUUUUUGAUUUCAUCAAUGCUGUUAUUUCAUUUUCAACGGACUUUCCUUUCUCUGAUUUUUUGCGGCCUUUUUGUCUUUAUUUUCAACUGUCAUCUGUGUGAUUAAUAUUUCUAUUGCUUGCUCUUUCCUCGAAUGGAAUCAUCGUUAGUACAAGCAAUCGGAACAGGCGAUAUAAUAUCUGGUGUAUUUUAAGGGGCACAUUUCAUCGAACUAGUUCCGUUUGCUUCUGAGGCGCAGGUUAGUUGGAUUUUUGGUACAAUUUCACUCACAGAUCUUCAACAAUAGCAAGGUUGUUGAUUUUCAUCAGCUGAAACUUCAGAACUACCGGCAGCAUUCAAUUCUUAAACGAAAAAGUGAUGGUAGAAUCGAAGUUUUCUUGAAAUUAAAUCAAUAAUCAGAGUAUUUUUUUAGAAAACCAGUAUUAGCAGCUAUUAUUUGGAUGAUGUUGUACAUAGAUGAAAUCCAAUUUUUUAAAAAAUUCUCAUCAAGUUUAUUUAUAACAUAGCUCAAUACUAGACUAUACAGGGAGUCCCCCGACGAGUUGAAACUAUCUGUAUAUAGCAAAAUACUUAUAGUAAAAUAAUGAAAAUUUCUACGUUUCUACAUUUAAUAUCUGGAUAACGGUGAGGUUUAGGUAUAGGAAAGUAUACACGAAUUUGCCUUACGUUUUACACCUGAAUGCAUCAAAAUAGAAAAAACGGGGUGGUUCUAUUUGAAAAAAUGAGAAAUUUCAUAUUUUUGAAGUUUGAAUACUUUGUAUACACACCUUGUAUAAAAUAAAAAAUUUUUUAACGUAGAUUCAAAUAUUUCUAACCUCGGUCAGAUUUUUCACAAGAAAAUUAAUAACUCAAAAAGUAUGUAUUUUUCGGAAAUUAUAUUAAAAUUUUACGUAGAUUUCAAAAAUGUAUCAAUAUACAGUGUGUUCUAUUAAAAAUAACAGAGUUACAGUCGAUUUCCGGUAGAACCGGAAGUUGGCCAUCUCUGAAAAUACUUCAGUUAUAAAGACCGUAUAUGAAAACCCAUACGUAGGAAUUUUCAUGAUUUUACUAUAAGUAUUUUAACAUAAAUAUAUAGUUUUAACUCAUAGUGGGACACCCCGUAUACUAACGGAACCCUUUCUGUAGCCUGUCCUAUUUUCGAUUUAAAACAAAGGAACAUAAAAUCUUUAUCUGAGAGCUAGGAGAACGUAAAUAAACAAAUUCACAGAAAACUCGAAUACCCUUCAAACUCACUUUUCGAAACUCAUAACAAACAGGACUGUGGACAGUUGUCUUUUCAAAUAUAGUCUCAUUUAUAUGGUCUUUGAUGACCACAAUUAUGAAAAAUACGAUUUCUUCCGAAAAUUGAAGAAAAUUGGCCUUCGUUAUGAUAAUUCAACAUUUGUACUUAAUAAUGAAUGAUAUCUUUUACAUACUUAAUAAUAAUUGAUAAUAUCUCAAAACAGCACAUUUUCUUUAAAAAAAUUUUUACUGAGCUUUUAAUUCUUAUAAAUGUAACUGGAGAAAGUUUCCUACAAAGGAAAAGAAUGUUCAUUAUCGCGUCCAAAACUGAUACCCAUUGAAGUAGUGGUUUGAUUUCUAUUUUUUAUUUAUUCCUAAUCCGAAAGUCGGCAUGGAAAUGAGUUCGUUUCUUCGUGGUGUACUGUUGAUAUUCAACUAUCGGAAAUCUUCAAAAUAGUAUUUGUAGAACUGCACUAGAAUGCUUUCUUUCCGCAGCUAAGCCACACCGUUAUUGAUAUUAUCGGUGUUGAAAUGAAGAGUGAUUUACUAGUUUUGGUAACGACGAAUUAAUUUUUCUGUCUACAGUUAGCUAUAUAGCUGUAUAGUUAGCCAAUCGUUGGAUGUGAUAACUAAGAAAGACAUCUGGCUCUUUUUUUGCUCUCUUUUUGAUGUUGUCCGUCGACUUUGAUAUAUUUAUGGCUGAUGAAGAAAUAUUUGUGGAGUUUUAAGUUUUCAUAGAAGCCAUCGAUACCGUAUUCAUGUAUUCCAUUUUUAUCCAAUGCAGUUAUCAAACCAUUCAGUUAGCUUAUUGGUUGCACUUCUUAUUAACUCCCGAAUAUUUUAUAGUAUUUAUCAUGGAUUCAUGUGAAGUUAAAGUCUGGAGCUUCCGAAGAUAGAAACUCUGUAAGUUUGUCAGGUUGGGUGGUAACUGGAGUCACUUUUUUAGACUCUACCUAAUAAAACUCUCAUAAACAUUACUUUAUUCUAGAAACUAGUAUUUAGAGAAUGCAUGUCGUUCUAACUUGAUAUAUUUGAAACGACAAUGAAAAAUGUCAGUAAGAAACCCAAUUUAAUGAAACUUGGUAUCAUGGCCCUCUAGCUCUAGUACAAAAAGUAAUUACGCUAUUAAAAGAAUAAAAAAAUUCUACAUCUUCCAAUUUGAGAGGUUGUUUAUUAGAAAACUUGAAUACUUGUAUUGCUUUAUGUAUUGCUUUAUGAUAUUGAAUAUCAAACAUUUUUCACACCAAUAAAAUUUAUAUACUAUCGGUUCCUCUGGAUGUAGACGAUAAGUGAACGUUGUUUUUCGACUGGUUAAUUUGCAUAUACCGGAAAAAGUUUUUGAAUGCUUCGUAUUUAAGUAACUUCUGCAAUUGUAAAUGGAUAACUACAUCUACAAUAUAAUGUGAAGUAUCGAAUCAUCUGACUCAGAAAUAUGUUUACAAAGAUAUUGUAAUAGUCCUUGAACACCGAACCUUUAUCACCAAUAUCACUUUUGACCAUUAUCAUCACUGUACCUGGUUUUUUGGACAUAUCAUAUUUUUGCUGCUUGUUUUGAACUUUUUUUUUGAUUUUACGAUAAAUGUUUAUCAACUAUUAACUAUAAUAGAAGAAUUAAUAGAAGAAAAACAUAGCUUGAAAAACUCAAGAGACGGAUGAAAUGAUUCGAUAUACAACAAAAUUAUGGUUGGCCGAAAAAACCUUUUUUAUUGCGAAGGUGAAAUAGUACAUAUCAAAAAAGAAGAAAUGGAGAAUAAUGAGAUUUGGUUGCUAUUUUCUUAUCGCGUAUAGGCACUAAAGAGUGUGAAUUUUGCGAUUUUUGAAUCAAACGCUUUCUUUUCUAUCAGUUGAUAUUAUCAUUGUCCAUGAAAGUAUAACCAAAACAUUGAAAUUUUCAUUAUAUUACAACUUCAUAACAUAAUCAAUUCAUCCCAAUUUUUAUAUGAUCUCACCAUUUUUCAGUUUGUUAUAUUUCCAUUAAAGUGGAACUUCUAUGAUUUUGUGGCCAGAUACUUUGGGAUAUAUUUUUCAACGUCCUUGUCUUUGUCCAUCUUGUUUCUCUAACGAAUUUUUACCGAAACAAAUGACAGUCAGAUGGUACAAUAUCAAGGUUAUGUUGUGGGUACAAUAAAUUUUCCUAGCCAAAUUUAGUCAAUACUUACCAUUGUCUUAGUGUGAGACAAGAUCCGUUUUAUUGACCAACUACAGGAUUUGCUCCUGUAAUCUGGUUAAUUGUUGACAAUAUAGUACUAAAUCAACUAUUGUACUAAGCUGCAGAAUUUUAUAGUAUAUAAUUUCCUUCCAUUCGCACCACAUAAACAGAGGAUAAUUAUUAUCGCUGGCUUCUAAAUUUUUCUCACUACACCAUGCUUCUCUUGAGAAAUGGCCACAUUACAAUGAAUUUGACAAAUUAUCACAGAUUUCGUCAUAGUUUAUUGAAUUUUGUGCAGUCAAUGAAUUAAUAUAUACAGCUUUUUUAACUGAUCAUAAACUCUUUAGUGAUAGUAUGCAAUCACAAAAUAUCACCGACUUCUUCAGUGAGAGGCUGCCCGGAGUGAAACAAAUCUUCCACGAUCAAAUUUCCACCAAGGAAACGUUGGAGCUAGUUACGCACAAGCCAUUAACUACAACCUCUUCACUCUAAACAGCAAACAACCAAUUUCCUAAGUAUUUGUGUUGAGUUAGAGCCUUUUUGAGGGUAAACACCCUUAUUUAGAACAACUUUUUGAAUGAAGCUUUGUUUAUUGUCCUGCGAAUUUGCCUCCUACAAGAUUUAAUAUCAUGAGAUUUUUCUAUCUGUAACUGAAGAGAUGCUUUUUCAUAAAAACUGUUAGCUUUUGUACUGGUAACAUGCUUAUAACUAUAUCGUUUAUAUUACUGAUUUCCAGUCCCACCUCUUGAAGAACAAUUACCAAUGAUUAUUCACCCAUAGAUUUGUUUUAUGGAAAUAUUUAGGAGUAUCUAAAUAAAUGUCGAUAGACAAAACAAGGGAGGAAGUCAGGUGUAGUCCUGGGAAUGUGGAGAUAUCAACUGAUUUUGAAAUGUAACCAACACAACAAUAAAGCUCAUUGGUAGUUGUAUAUUGAGCAGUAUAUAAAAUCAUGUAAUAAUGGAACAGUCCAUGAGAGAAUCAUAUUUCACUGUAACUGAAUCUUUAAAUAGGAUUUUCUUUCACUUGGUACAUUGGAUUGAUUUCAACCUUUAUAUACAUGUGAAAAACCAAUGACAACACAUUAUUUCGAUUAUUUUUCAAAGCUUUUCCAUAUAUUCCCAGUUUUUUCAUCUUUGCUACUAUAACUUUGAAGUAAAAUAAUUAUUUCGGCCUGGCCUCUUACCUAUAGGUCGCUUGACAUGAUGUCAUACAACAUGCAAUGCAAUGCAAGAUGCAAAUUCCCGCAUUUGCAACAUUAUCGAUUUGAGGCCGCUUCACAUGAGGCAAGACAACGUGCAAACAAUUGCAUGCAAUUUCUUGAAAGAGCAGAAUAUUGCAUAGGCGAAUAUUACACGCUGUUCAACAUUAAGCGUGUCUCUUACUACUGCAUCUUAGUAGCCACUAAUCAAAAUUCCAUAAGAAGAAGAGAACAAUUUCUUAACCUCAAACUUUAUUUCAUAUUUUGUGGUCAGUUUAUAGGCUUCUGCCUUGCUUUUGGAGUCUGAUGGGUAGAAAAGAGCACCUAGACGAUGGUGGACCAAGCCCAGAUAGAAUGAGGAAAACAUAAAUUUAUCUAUAGAAUUCAAUUAGCUGAAUUUUAUCAACGUAUACUUUUCAUCAGGAAAUAUUGCGUCUUGCAUUGCAAUUGCACGUUGUCUUGCAUCAUCUAAAGCAACCUUUAGUGUCAUUUUUAUUGCGUGCAAGCUGCAAUUCUGUUCAUCACGCUCCAAAAGCGAGGUAGCAGCAGAUAUAAUUAUUGACAGCAAAUCACUGACCACUUUUUUCUUGUUGUGUUACUUAGCUCUGUUAUUUUAAACCGGCCGCAGAAUAUUAAAUAAAAUUUGACGUUGGGAAUUUGUUCAAUAUACCAAGGCCAAUUGCGUACAAUGUCUUGCAAUAUCAAAAUAUUGCACAGACGAAUAUUGCACUUCGCUUGACAUUAUGCAAGUCUGUUGCCAUCACGUCAUGGCUGCCCCUAAUCAAAAUUCCAUAAGUAAAUAUAAACAAUUAUCAAAUCUCAAAGUUUAUUCAAUAUUUUGUGAACGGUUAAAAAAUGAGAAUAACAAUACUAGGUAUAGUGGAUAAGAAAAAUUGCAUCACUCGCUAUAUUUACAUCAACUGCUUUGCUUUUUUAGUCUUAUUGACAGAAAAGAGCAUCUAGGCAAUGGUGAAACAAGCUCUGGAAUUAGAUGAGAAUACAAGCAAAAA
Messenger RNA from Diorhabda carinulata, 13768 nucleotides. RefSeq lists its product as uncharacterized. NCBI's taxonomy places the organism in Eukaryota, Metazoa, Arthropoda, Insecta, Coleoptera, Chrysomelidae. Bases 383 to 1258 code for a protein of 291 amino acids. The record is from RefSeq and is a predicted model, not a curated record. The transcript has 6 exons.